AUGGACCCGUCUUCCCCGCCCUCAGACGGAUCUCGUCGUAACUCCCCCCGGCCACCAGUUACAACUUCCUCGUCUGGCCUGUCACAUAGGCCUCGAGUCAGCAGUCCAGCAUCUAGCGUCGAUACCCAUGCAGGUGGGGGAACUGGCGCUGGAACGACGCCGAUUCCAGACGAGGAACAUGGUGCCGAUAUGCCGCUGACGAUGUCCGCUUCGGUCGUCCUGACGGGCCUUCCGCGGGAUGCCCACCAGGCUCUGGCUGACGCAGAAGCUGUAGAUACAGGGAAAGUGACCGUCCGAUUCCAACCUUUACCAUCGGCACCGAUCCUCAAGAACCGCGUGUUCAAGAUUAGUGCCUCUCAGAAGUUCGAGACAGUCGUCAAAUUCCUUCGGAAAAAGCUGGAUUGCAAAGACACCGACUCCGUCUUCUGCUAUGUCAAUAGCGUCUUUGCUCCGAGUCUGGACGAAGGCGUAGGAGGAUUGUGGAGAUGCUUCAAAACUGAUGACCAACUCAUUGUUUCGUAUUCGAUGACGCCGGCAUUUGGCUAG
This is a messenger RNA of Rasamsonia emersonii CBS 393.64, 546 nucleotides long. Its product is annotated as Ubiquitin-like protein ATG12. Bases 1 to 546 code for a protein of 181 amino acids. The record is from RefSeq and is a predicted model, not a curated record. The transcript has 3 exons. Gene Ontology annotation, cellular component: Atg12-Atg5-Atg16 complex; cytoplasm; phagophore assembly site membrane. NCBI's taxonomy places the organism in Eukaryota, Fungi, Ascomycota, Eurotiomycetes, Eurotiales, Trichocomaceae. Gene Ontology annotation, biological process: C-terminal protein lipidation; nucleophagy; autophagy of mitochondrion.